AUGCAGGUCUCAAGCACUAUUGUGGUGAUCCUGGUGAUCCUGAUGGCUGCCAAUGCGGAGGCCAAGAUCUACGAACGCUGUGACCUGGCAAAGAAGCUGGAAGCGGCAGGCCUUGAGGGCUUCAACGGCUAUACCAUUGGAGACUGGCUGUGCAUGGCAAACUAUGAGAGUGGCUUUGACACUUCCUUCGUGAACCACAAUCCCGAUGGCAGCAGCGAAUAUGGCAUUUUCCAGCUGAAUUCCGCCUGGUGGUGUUACAAUGGUGUUACACCCACCGAGAACCUCUGCCACAUGGACUGUCAUGAACUGCUCAACCGCCAUAUUCUGGAUGACAUUAUGUGUGCCAAGGAAGUAGUGUCCUCAGAGAAUGGCAUGAGUGCUUGGGAUUCUUGGAAGCAACACUGUUAUGGCCAUGAUUUAUCUGAAUGGCUCAGGGGAUGUCAUAUGAAUGCAAAACCUAACAAAAAAGUUGAUUCAUGA
Messenger RNA from Rangifer tarandus platyrhynchus (Svalbard reindeer), 480 nucleotides. NCBI's taxonomy places the organism in Eukaryota, Metazoa, Chordata, Mammalia, Artiodactyla, Cervidae. The record is from the annotation of a GenBank genome assembly.